Rubroshorea leprosula is the source of this 838-nucleotide messenger RNA. NCBI's taxonomy places the organism in Eukaryota, Viridiplantae, Streptophyta, Magnoliopsida, Malvales, Dipterocarpaceae. The record is from the annotation of a GenBank genome assembly.
AAUAAGAAAGAAAACACACCUAUAUUAAACUGAGAUAAGGAAAUAUAUUGUAGCAUUUGAUCAAGCAAAAGUUUUUCCAGGUGUUAGGCCAAUGUUACCCCUGGUUGAUAUCAGGCUUGUAUGUCUUCAUUCUCUAAAUGCUGUCCACAGUAGGGCUCGCUGCCAUUUGAGCUGGAAGGAGAGUAGCCCUCAGUCGAAGAUUUUCAAUGUCACAAUUCAUCAUCAUGUCUGGUACUAGUAUUUUUCAACCGGGAUUUCCCUAAGCAAUGCAGAUCACAGUUUUAUCAUUUGAUUUUGCUUUGUGUCAUACCUCGAUUUGAAGGCUGUGCAAAAGAGAGGAUUUUGUGCUUCUGGUGUUGAAUGCUAUGUGAAGUGCUGCAAUCUCUUAUUGAGAAGGUGGUUCAGUUUCUGAAAAGGUUUACAAUUGCUUGGGACAAUAUGAGCUAAGAUGGCAUCAGAUGCAGCACCAGGCUCAGUCCAUUCUUUUGCUUCCUUUCUAAACUUAUUGAUUGAUGUCUUACCGGAACAUUUUUUGCAGGCAUAAUUUAACUAGUGUAGGGAUGGAUACACCAAUACAAAAUAGAUUAAAGAUCGUAUUUUUAUGUUUUCAAUUUAUCCAAUAACCCAUUGAAGAGUUUUUCGUCUAUACUCUCACCAUUGUGUUAUUGGAGGUUACUCAUGGUUUCUAAUUUCUAUAGAUUGUGCUGAACAAAAUAAUGUAAUAUUAAGAGGAUAAUGCUCUGCACAUUUUUGGCUCCUAAUUGAUUAAUGUUGUAUGGCCGGUUUUUGAAAUGAUUCUGUUAUAGAAGUUGAAACCAAAUCAACUGUCAUUUUUCUA